Messenger RNA from Suillus bovinus, 1365 nucleotides. RefSeq names its product phosphatase 2C-like domain-containing protein. The transcript has 3 exons. The coding region runs from base 1 to 1365 and encodes 454 amino acids. Gene Ontology annotation, molecular function: protein serine/threonine phosphatase activity. The record is from RefSeq and is a predicted model, not a curated record. Gene Ontology annotation, biological process: protein dephosphorylation. NCBI's taxonomy places the organism in Eukaryota, Fungi, Basidiomycota, Agaricomycetes, Boletales, Suillaceae.
AUGGUUUAUGAUAUAGUCAAUCUUCAAGCUGCCACAUCCACAGAAAAUCUCCGGGCUCUUGAGGAAGUCAAGGAUUUCUAUACGACAGAUCUCGGACGGGGGGGCAAGAAACGAUGGACUUAUCACAUGCUGGCAGAGGCUGCACUUAAUGUUGAGCUGCAUCGCAUGUCCAAUGCGACCUCAUCAACAUUUGUGGACAGCGUCACUUUUCAGCCAUGCGCGGCUUACGCUGAUCUCAAUCAAGACCGGUACAGCAUCGAGGAGUGGGAGCUCCCUGGCGGAGUUUGGCAAUUCACGGCAAUCUAUGAUGGUGCUCUUAAUUCUUUACGAACGUCAUACGUAUUCCCUUGCAGAACUAACGGCCAGAUUUUUGUAGGUCAUUGCGGCCAUGAUACCGUAAAUUAUGUCCACGAGCGGCUUCCCUCGAUAGUCAGGACCUCACUGCAAGCUCUUCUUCAGCGCGUGCCUAUCACAUCCCUAAAGCCGGAAUUUGUCUCGGAGGUUCUGUGUAGCGCAGUCAGGCAUCUAGACCAGGCUAUUCUUUCUGAGCUUUUGGACUUCUUGCCUCACGACCACCUUACACAAAUGAGCGACACCCAAGUCGACCAACACAUCUCACAUCAUUAUUCCGAAUGGAAUGCUAUAUCGACACUCUGCACUCAAGGCUCGACGGUACUUUUGGCUUUAUCUGACCCACUAAAGAAAAAUAUAUGGAUCCUCAAUCUGGGAGAUUCCAUUGCAGUUCUUGGCAGUAGAUCCUUGUCUGGGAAAUGGUCCGCAACGAUCGUCAAUUCUGUACAUAAUUGUAACAAUCGCUCAGAAAGUCAGCGCAUACAACAAGAGCAUCCAUUAGAGCAAGCCUGUGUGUGCGACAACAGAGUACUCGGAUAUCUGGCUCCGACUCGAGCGUUGGGAGACACAUGGCUCAAGGUUCCUUCAGUCUACACUCGCCGCGCCUUUGCGCCGCACUUGCAAGACUGGUUAUCGCCACGUCAGGUAGCACAGUAUGCCAGUCGCAUUCUUACUCCUCCAUAUAUAUCCGAACUCCCUGAGGUCUAUCACCACUCCCUCGAUAUCUCUCAACACGAACUACUCCUCAUUCUGUCAUCUGAUGGCCUGCAGGACUUGUAUGACAAUAAUGAUAUCCAAUUAUCAGACCAGGAAAUGGCAGACCAUUGGGUGGGUUUGGUUGGACACCACAUGCACUCCACCACAGACAUGGAAAUGCAAAGCAAUCUAGCGCUCAGGCUCCUGCGAGAUGCUGUUGGCGGAGAUAACACAGAGCUUGUUUCCAGAAAUCUCACCUUGGAAAUGGAAGAUAAAUGGAUGGACGAUGUCACAAUUCUAGUGCAGCGAUUCCAGUAG